AUGGAUCGCAUACUUUCUUCUCUUGAUAAUGCCUUUUUACAAGAAAAUCCGAAUUGGAAGGCUUCAAUUGAGAAACUUAACUGGAUUGAUAUCAAUUGCUUGCAAGGUUUAGUUGAUGAGACUGAAAAGUUACUUGUAAAAUAUCCAAAUCCCAAUUCAAAAGUUAAAGGAGCGAUAUACGGUGUUUUUGAGGAGGUUGUUUCACGUUAUCCUUUGCUAUUUGGAUACUGGAAAAAAUUUGUGCACAUUGCUCAUCAAGUAGAUGGUGUUGAGAAGUCAUUGGAUAUUUUAAAGCAGUCUCUUGAUGCUUUUCCAACCUCGCUUGACCUAUGGAAUGAUUAUUUACAAAUUGUUGUUACCGAUGAGCAGGAUACCGAGAAAGUCAGAGGCCUGUUCAAGACUGCAGAGAAGCUCGUUGGUUACCAUUUUCUAUCGCAUACUUUCUGGGACAAAUAUAUUGAAUUUGAGACUAAUAAUAAGGAGUGGAGCAGAGUUUUUGCUGUUUAUUCACAUUUGGCAAAAAUUCCAUUGCACCAGUACGCUAAGUACUAUACUACAUUUAAAGCACUGCUAGAUGAGCACCCAGAAGUUGUUCCCGGGGAGUUAAAAGAUACAUUUGACAUUGAAACAAUAUUUGUGCAGACACAGCAGCUUGUGAAUGACGUGUGGAAAUAUGAAUCUAAGAUUACUCAGAGUUUUUACAAUUUAAAUCCUCUUCCUGAGGAAGAAUUGAACAAUUGGAAUCUAUACCUGGAGUUCAUUGUAAACGAUUCAAGAACCCAUACCGAUCUAGCGAUUUCAGCAUUUGAGAGGGCUUUGGUACCGUGCUACCAUUACGAGCAUUUUUGGCAAUUUUAUGCUAACUGGCUCAUGAAAAAUGGCGAUGAGGCUGCUGUCUCUCAGGUCCUACAGCGUGGGAUGGUAGCAGUCCCUGCUGAGGAUAACACUUUAGGAGAGCGAUAUAUUGGACAUCUCAAGUCGCUUAUGCACAAGGACAAAGACCAUUACGGUGGGUUAUACAAGGACGCUCUGGUGAAUUUCAUACCUAAAUACCCAACUAAGGAUGCUUUAAUUGUCGAUUACCUGAGCGCUAUUAAGAUCACGGAGUAUUAUUCAAGUGUCAUGGAUUCUGACGAGUUCAUAAUGUCGCAGCAAAAUGCGUAUACUAAGUUUCUAGAGGAAGUCAUAAAUGCGUACUUUGAUCGGCCCAAAAAAAGAGCAUCGUCGCAACUUCUAUCCAUUUUAAAUGAUCAUAAUAUCGGGGUAGUCAUUGUACAAUUAUUGAAAAUGAACUGGCUAGUUUUAAAGAACGCAAUGCAAGCCAGAAAACAUUUCAAUCACUUUAGCAAAAUGCCACAACUGAAAAAUUCCACUGCCUUUUGGUUGUUAUACUAUAAAUUUGAAAAGGCGCAUGGGAAUUUCACGAAAUUGAAUAAAUUUGUUAGUCAAUUGGGUACAGAAAUAUUCCUGCCAACCACUGUGAUAAAUGACAUUAUUCAAGACUAUCAGUCGUUUUAUUUGAGUAAUAAUGAUAUUAUGGAACACGAGCGCAGGCUGUCUGUACCGCAAACCUGGGAUCCUCUGAUAGAUGCAACAUUUAAAAUUAAUGACCCACAGUGGAAGCCUUAUAAUAAGCCUUCGAAGGAUUGGUACAAGAGUUCAACAUUCAAGGAAAAUGGACACCCUGGUAUAUCUAUUGAUGUUCCGCAAAUUAACAAUUCCAUAGUUGGAAAAUCGAUUGCCACUAUAAGACGGGAGGGCACCCAACCACUACCGACCUUCAGAAACUUAGAAAAGAUCAACCAGCAACCAAAGUAUAUAGACUUCAUGGGAGAGUACAUCAAUACUUAA
Molecule: messenger RNA, 1851 nt
Organism: Eremothecium sinecaudum
Lineage: Eukaryota; Fungi; Ascomycota; Saccharomycetes; Saccharomycetales; Saccharomycetaceae
Gene: PRP39
Product: Prp39p
Exons: 1
Coding region: 1-1851 (616 amino acids)
Biological process (GO): mRNA 5'-splice site recognition; RNA processing
Cellular component (GO): commitment complex; U1 snRNP; U2-type prespliceosome
Molecular function (GO): protein binding
Source: RefSeq, a predicted model, not a curated record